ACCUUUCUCUUGUCACUUAACUAAAUAUAUACACACAUUGUCUUGUACUGUGUAUUACAUUUUAAUUAGUAAAUCAAUUUUUUUUAAAAAAAAUUUUAAGCGUGCACUUAUACAGCUAUUCUUGUGACUACUUAAUUAGUUUAGAGAAUAUAAUGAAAUUUGAGAUUAGAAGGAAUUUCUCAAAUUGUAUGUAAUCAUAUAAUUUACACAUUCAAUGCAUACGUUUAUGACUUCUGUCGGAGUGUCGUCAUCGUGAAAAUUGUUCUAUGUCCCGAAUACUCAAGAAGAAUGGGAUAGUAUAAAAAAAGGAUUUUCAAUUAGAUGGAAUUUUCCGGGUUGUGUUGGAGCCCUGGAUGGCAAACAUGUAGUCUUAAAAGCACCGUUUCACUCUGGAUCGAACUUUUACAAUUAUAAAGGCUCAUUCAGUAUUAUUUUUUUUGCACUUGUUGAUGAUCAAUAUUGUUUUAAAUAUAUAGAUGUUGGAGCUAAUGGAAGGUCAUCUGAUGGGGGUGUUUUUGCAAAAUCUAGUUUGAAGAAUGCCGUGGAAAAUAAUUUAUUAAAUAUGCCACCUAAUACAGUUUUUAUAGCAGAUGACGCAUUUCCACUUAAGGAGUAUCUAUUGAAGCCCUAUUCUCAUCACGGCCCAUUGACAAUUAAAGAAAGAGUGUUCAAUUACAGACUAUCACGUGCUAGACGCAUCGUUGAAAAUGCAUUUGGUAUUCUUGUUUCUAGAUUUAGAAUAUUUGAAAAACCAAUUGCAUUGCCUCCUGAAAAGGCAGACAGUAUUGUGAAGACAACGUGUGUUUUACACAACUGGUUAAGAAUGAAUUCUUCCUCAUAUCUUUACCGAGGUUGUGUUGACGAAGAAGAUCAUGAAAAUGGAGUAAUAAUUAAAGGAACAUGGAGAAAAGAAAUUCGUGGACUGGGAUUACCAGAUUUGACUAAUGCUAGUGAAAGUAACAAUUAUACAAAAAAUGCUUCAAACAUUAGAAAUAAUUUGGCUGAUUGGUUUAUGGGAGACGGAGCCGUUCCCUGGCAAAUUAAUAUGCUUAAUCUAAAGAAAUAAUAUUAAAUUAAUUUUUCGUAUUAUCAAUUUAAAGAUAAAUUUUAAAUUAA
This is a messenger RNA of Sipha flava (yellow sugarcane aphid), 1116 nucleotides long. RefSeq lists its product as uncharacterized. The transcript has 2 exons. Lineage: Eukaryota; Metazoa; Arthropoda; Insecta; Hemiptera; Aphididae. Bases 563 to 1066 code for a protein of 167 amino acids. The record is from RefSeq and is a predicted model, not a curated record.